Messenger RNA from Amoebophrya sp. A120, 895 nucleotides. NCBI's taxonomy places the organism in Eukaryota, Dinophyceae, Syndiniales, Amoebophryaceae. The record is from the annotation of a GenBank genome assembly.
GUGUGCAAAAACGCGUACUGGCUGAAGUAUCGGUAUCACCACCCGGCGGACUCGUCGCAGGACAAGGAGCUAGACCCCUUGACCGGGCAGCCACGGAACCCUGAGGAAAAGGACAAAAAGCAAACCGAUGGCACAACAGCCACCUCCGGGGCUGGUGGUCCAGCUGCUGGCGCCGAACAGCAACAGGAUCCUAACGCUGCUGCAUCUGCUUCCAAUGACAACACGUCGAGUGCGCAGCAGCUCGCUUUGGCCCUCCGGAACGCGGACAAAAAAACCGUUGUUCUCCUGAUUGACGGAAAAUACUUGCUGAACCCCCUUGCGCUGGAAGCCGGCCGCGACUCGCUGAAGAUCGGGUACGGGGUGGCGAACGUGCCUCCUUACGUGUGGGAGGACCAGGUGGCACCCAAAUACUUCCUCGCGGACGUCGGGUUCGUGAUCCGCGGCUUCGAUCGGUUCGCGGCCGCCCCGCGCGUUUUACCGGACGUCGCGCCCCACUCCGUGAAAAAGCUACUUGGCGAGCGGAGCUGUGUGGAGCUGCUCGCCUACCUCGGCCACGUGCGGAAAGACCGGGGGCGGGAAGAGUCGACGGAGGUGGAGCGCGAACUCCAGCGCAUCCGGCUCUUCGCGGGCUUCGGGAACCAACUGGAUUUCAACUCCUUUUUGCUCGUCUACAAGCUGUACUGCGACGCGAUAACGACCAAGUGGUACCGCAGCUUCCAAACUAUUUUUGGCCGCAGCAUGCGGCAAGCAGCACUGCUGCAACAGAAAACCAUGGCGGCCGAGGGCAGUGCUCUUACCGGUGCCGACGGGGAGCAGGCUUCAUCUCAGCCUGCCGCCGAUGGUGCAGUUGCAACCAGACAAGCCGGAGCAGCAGAUGAGAGCAGCGCGAAUCAAG